AUGGGAAUUUGCAUGAGUAACAAGAAAGAAAAGUAAGCUAAGGAAGGGGAACUAGAUUAUAUCGUAAAAUAAAUGAGGACCUCUCCUUGUCCAGAAGAGAUUCUGAACUAGAGAACAUCAAUUGAUAUUCCCUAUAAUGCUUACAAAAAUCCAAUUUUAAAUCGUCGGUUAAAAGGAAGUACAACCUUGACUAGCGCAUAAUGA
This is a messenger RNA of Paramecium octaurelia, 204 nucleotides long. NCBI's taxonomy places the organism in Eukaryota, Ciliophora, Oligohymenophorea, Peniculida, Parameciidae. The record is from the annotation of a GenBank genome assembly.